AUGCCUGCCAAGAAUCUGCCGCCGCCGCCGGGCCCCCGCGGAGAGCCAGGUGAGUCUCCGCCCGUCACGCCAGAGGAGGUGCCGGCCGUGGAAGUCUUGGGGCAGGAGGAGUAUAGUUACAAUACCAGCAGCGUCCAGGGCGACUCUCCGCUCCUGCCUGACGACGCCGACGAUUUCCUUCCGCCCAUCAUAUCAACGGAGGCGCCCUUGGAGAACCCGAGUCCGCCAGGCUGCUCCUCGCCGCUCGGCCUCACUACCGGCGACGUCCUGGACUGGCAGAUCUCCGCCUCGUCGCUCUACCCGGCGACGUGGGACGCGGGCUGCCAGGUCAAGUACGCCCGCCUGCACCAGCCCAAUGGCCGGGCGUGGUGUGCCGGCAGGAGGGCCGCCGGCGAGUGGGUCCUCGUGGAUCUCGGUGUGCCGGCCAAGGUGACCGGCCUCCUAACGCAGGGCAAAGGGGACGACGAGGAGUGGGUGACGUCCUUGGAGCUUUCCUACUCCCUAGACGCCUACCACUGGCACUUCGCUCGAGACAUCUACAACAACAAAAAG
Messenger RNA from Eriocheir sinensis (Chinese mitten crab), 552 nucleotides. Its product is annotated as EGF-like repeat and discoidin I-like domain-containing protein 3. NCBI's taxonomy places the organism in Eukaryota, Metazoa, Arthropoda, Malacostraca, Decapoda, Varunidae. The annotation marks the transcript as partial. The record is from RefSeq and is a predicted model, not a curated record. The transcript has 4 exons.